AACAAAGCACGUAGCAGUAUUUCCUGCCAACUUGCAGUUGUUGGAAGCAUCAUCAUCAUGUUGGAGUUUGCGAUAUUUGCCGUGACGUUUUUGGUGUCAUUACUUGGUUUGUUGAUAUAUCUCUACCCGGGUUCUGCCAAGCCAAGUACUAUCCCUGGUCUGGAACCAACAACACAAGAGGAUGGCAACGUAUCUGACAUCAAUCGGGCCGGAAGUCUUCAUGAGUUUUUGUUGGACCUACACAAACAGUUUGGUUCCAUUGUCUCAUUCUGGAUUGGCAAGGAAUAUGUUGUCAGCAUCGCAUCACCGGAACUCUUCAAAGAACAUCAGGGAGUCUUCGAUAGACCUCCAAGCUUGUUCAAAAUGUUUGAGCCGUUGAUUGGGCCAAAGUCAAUACAGUUUGCUAACAAAUCUGAUGGACGAGCAAGACGCCAUUUGUACGAUACAGCAUUUUCUCAUGACAAUACCAAACGCUACUACCAAACAUAUCAGGACGUAUCGGACGAGCUGGCUAAGAAGUGGUCAUCAUUGGUGAAGGAAGAACACGUCCCACUGUCUGUCCACAUGUUUGCUUAUUCUCUCAAGAUCGCACUACUCACGAUGUUUGGAGAAUCUUUUGCUAAUGAUAAGGAUAUCCUGGAAUUCCGGCGGUGCUAUGAUGUGAUGUGGGCAGAGAUGGAGAGAAGAUUGACAGAAAAUGAACCAGAGAAGGAUAGCCCAAGAGCGAAAGCCUUUGAGGAAGCACUCAAAAAGUCCUCCUCUCUGACAUCGAGAGUUGUGAAACAUCGUCGGGACAACCCGCCAAUCCAAGGUCAGGAACUGAUCAUAGACUUGGUGAUUAAAUACAGCGAUGGCGAUGACGAGCUUCUCAACAGUGAUGCCAUCACCUACAUAGUUGGAGGUUUCCAUACGACCGGCAAUCUGCUUACCUGGGCAUUCUAUUUUCUGGCGUCUCACCCUGAGGUACAGGAGAAGGCAUUCCGGGAAAUUAAAAAAGAACUGGGAAACAAGGAGGUGGAUCACACCAACAUAGACGAUCUCCCGUACAUCCGACAGAUUGUGGACGAGACACUACGAUGUGCUGUUGUGGCUCCGUUCGCAGCUCGUUUUCAAGAUUUCGAGUCAGAACUAGGGGGACACAAGAUUCCAAAGAAUACACCUGUGAUCCACGCCUUAGGAGUGUCUCUGAAGGACGAGAAGUAUUGGCCACUCCCAAAUAAGUUUGACCCCGACCGCUUCAGUCCAGAGAAUGUGAAGACCAGACCUCCUCUAUCUUUCCAGCCAUUUGGUUUUGCAGGGAAACGUGUUUGUCCAGGGUAUCGGUUUGCUUAUGCAGAGGCAACAGUUUGUCUGGUGACCUUGUUGAGAAAAUUCAAGGUCAAAUUAGUGGACGACCAGGUGGUCAACCCUGUCCAUGGACUGGUCACUCACCCAGAGGAGGAAAUCUGGAUCAAAUUAGAAAAGCGAUAAUUUGUUGGCUGAAUUUUCCUUUUACAGAAACAUUGUAGAGAAACAACAAGUAGAGUCUUGAUGACGACAAAUUUUUAUAUUUAGUAAAUCAUGUUAACCUUGUUUGGUCACCUGCUGCAUUCAAGGGUUUUAAUUCACAAGAAAAAAAUAACUUCAAUGUACAGGUACAGUGUAUAAUAAAUAAUAUGAAGGAUA
This is a messenger RNA of Mizuhopecten yessoensis (Yesso scallop), 1665 nucleotides long. RefSeq names its product cytochrome P450 20A1-like. Gene Ontology annotation, molecular function: monooxygenase activity; oxidoreductase activity, acting on paired donors, with incorporation or reduction of molecular oxygen; iron ion binding. The transcript has 11 exons. NCBI's taxonomy places the organism in Eukaryota, Metazoa, Mollusca, Bivalvia, Pectinida, Pectinidae. Bases 58 to 1470 code for a protein of 470 amino acids. The record is from RefSeq and is a predicted model, not a curated record. Gene Ontology annotation, cellular component: membrane.